Miscanthus lutarioriparius is the source of this 1569-nucleotide messenger RNA. NCBI's taxonomy places the organism in Eukaryota, Viridiplantae, Streptophyta, Magnoliopsida, Poales, Poaceae. The record is from the annotation of a GenBank genome assembly.
AUGCGGAUCCCGCGGCGGAAGGGCGGGGCCGGGCCGCUCGCUGUCGGGGUGCCCAGCAGGCGGGUGCAGGUGGCCGCGGUCUUCGCGCUCGCCGCGCUGCUGGGGGUCUCCGUGCUCUACGACAGCGCCCACAUCGUCGCCUCCCUGCGGAGGCACGGCGGCCUGACGAACUACGCCAAGCUCUCCUCCUCCGACAACGACGGCGCCACCGCCGUCUCCAGCGUCGCGAUGGAGGAGGAGGCGGCGGCGGCGGCCGUAGACGCGCUCGCGCCGCCGGCGCGGGCGGCGGAGUCGGCGCCAGUUGACGGCGCGGAUCGGGCCGACCCGACCCCGCACGAGCGGCAGGAGGAGGGCGCAGCGAAGCCUGGAGCGACGGCCGGGAGCUCCCUGCAGGACGCGCCGCUGAUCGAGGAGGCGGUGCAGGGAGGGAGCGGAGGCCACGGCGACGGCGGCGCGCAGGAGCAGCCCCCGGGGACCUGUGACCUGUACAAGGGCCGCUGGGUGUACGACGAGUCCCGCGCGCCGCUGUACAAGGAGUCCGACUGCAGCUUCCUCACGGAGCAGGUCACCUGCACGCGCAACGGCCGCCGCGACGACGACUACCAGAAGUGGCGCUGGCAGCCCGACGGCUGCGACCUCCCCAGAUUUGAAGCUAAGUUGCUUCUGGAGAAGCUGAGGAACAAAAGACUGAUGUUUGUGGGGGAUUCUUUGAAUCGGAACCAGUGGGAGUCCAUGGUGUGCCUGGUACAGUCAGAGGCUCCAUGGGACAAAAAGUCUCUUGUCAAAAAUGGUUCUCUUAAUGUGUUCCAUCUUCAGGAGUACAAUGCAACAGUUGAGUUCUAUUGGGCUCCUUUCCUUGUGGAGUCAAACUCAGAUGACCCAGACAUUCAUAGCAUCAGUGACCGCAUGAUCAAGCCAACAUCGAUCGCGAAGCAUGCAGCAAAUUGGGAAGGGGUGGACUACCUGAUCUUCAAUACUUACAUUUGGUGGAUGAACACACCACAGAUGAAAACUUUGCAUGGUGGAUCUUUUUCAAGGAAACAUGUUAAGUAUGAUGAAAUAGAACGUGUCGAGGCAUACCGGAAGGUCCUCAAGACAUGGUCUAGAUGGGUAGAGGCGCACAUAGAUCCCAAGAGAACAAUGGUCCUUUUCAUGAGUGUGUCACCAGUACAUAUGCAGAGUGAAGGUUGGGGCAGCCCCAAUGCCAUAAAAUGCUUCUCCGAGACACAGCCAGCAAUCAACUACACGAAAAAAUUGGAGGUGGGCACGGAUUGGGAUCUCUUCGCGACUGCUCAGCGCUUGACGAGGUCGAUGAAGAAGGUACCGGUGCACUUCGUCAACAUAACUGCGAUGUCGGAGAUCCGCAAGGACGCGCACACCUCUGUGCACACGCUGCGGCAGGGGAAGCUGCUGACGGCAGAGCAGAAGGCGAACCCGAGGAAGUUCGCGGAUUGCAUCCACUGGUGCCUCCCUGGUGUGCCGGACACGUGGAAUGAGUUUGUUUAUGGUCAUAUCGUGUCGAGCCCGCCGCCGCUGCAGCAGAUAACCGAGGAUCAACCUCACAGAUGA